CUGCUUUGUUUAAUAUUCUAAGUAUGGUUAGUUCGUAGAAGGGUCACUGUUCUAUCUCUCUCCCUUCGCUCCUCAUCUCCUAUAUUAUAUAUAUGGGAGCCCUCCAAGAACUAUACACACACACACAGAGGUGAAAUUUGUGUUCAAUUAGAGAAAGAUUAAUGGAGGCAUGGAGAGGAUUAUUUUUGGUAAUGGUGAUGAUGAUAGUCAUGGAGAGAGGAGAAGGGCAAUUAGUAGAGAAUUUCUACAGCUCAAGUUGUCCGAACGUGGAAAGCAUCGUGAAUCAGGUGGUAUCUACAAAGUUCAGCCAGACGUUCACCACAGCUCCGGCCACACUUCGCUUAUUCUUCCAUGACUGUUUUGUUGAGGGAUGCGAUGCCUCGAUUAUGAUUUCGUCACCGAAUGGGGAUGCAGAAAAGGAUGCUCCAGAUAAUCUCUCCCUCGCAGGAGACGGUUUCGAUACUGUGACCAAGGCAAAACAAGCAGUCGAAGCAGUGUGCCCUGGGGUAGUAUCAUGUGCUGACAUCUUGGCAAUUGCUAGCAGAGAUGUUGUAGUCCUGGCUGGAGGUCCUUCCUUCAGUGUAGAGUUGGGACGUCGUGAUGGACUAGUCUCCCAGGCAUCUGAUGUUGCUGGAAAUCUUCCAGGGCCUUCCUUCAAUCUCAAUCAACUAAACACCAUAUUUGCCAAGAACAAUCUUACGCAGUUUGAUAUGAUUGCGUUAUCUGGGGCUCACACUGUCGGCUUUUCCCACUGCAACCGCUUCGCAAAUCGUCUCUACUCAUUCUCUUCAUCCUCUCCUGUGGACCCUUCACUGGACUCAAGCUAUGCUCAGCAGCUGAUGCAAGCAUGUCCUCAGAAUGUAGAUCCCAGCAUCGCUGUUGACAUGGAUCCUGUGACCCCACGAACUUUUGACAAUGUCUAUUACCAGAAUCUCAUUGGAGGGAAGGGUCUGUUCACUUCAGAUGAAGUGCUCUUCACCAACACAGCGUCUCAGUCAACUGUCAAUGAUUUUGCUAAAAACUCGAAUGAGUUUAACGGUGCAUUUGCCACUGCAAUGAAGAAGCUUGGCCGGGUGGGAGUCAAGACUGGUAGCCAAGGACAGAUCAGAAUAGAUUGCACAAGCUUCAAUUCGUAAGGGCAAGCUUCAUGCUAAACCUUGGAACACAAAGAGACAUAUGAAAUAAGACCCGUAAAGAAAUUAUCACAAUCAUCUAUUUUGUAGAUACAGGUGGGUUAUCUAAUAAUUUUCAGUCCACAAUUAUAUAUUUCAGAGUUCAGAAAUAACUUUUUUUUCUCCUAAAAAA
Messenger RNA from Camellia sinensis, 1305 nucleotides. Its product is annotated as peroxidase 55. Gene Ontology annotation, molecular function: peroxidase activity; heme binding. Gene Ontology annotation, biological process: hydrogen peroxide catabolic process; response to oxidative stress. The record is from RefSeq and is a predicted model, not a curated record. NCBI's taxonomy places the organism in Eukaryota, Viridiplantae, Streptophyta, Magnoliopsida, Ericales, Theaceae.